AUGGACCCAAACAUUUUCAAUGUUGAUAAUAACAACAGUGAAAACGUUGAUUACAAUAGUGAAACUGAUGAUUACAACGGUGAAAAUGUCGUUAACAACAUUGAAGACGGUGAUGUAAGGGCAACCUUGAAUAAUGUUUUAGGGAUCGAAGGUAAUGAAAGUUUGCUCUCUAAUGUUGGAGAAGAUGAAGAUGAAGAUUCAGAGGAUUUCAAUGGUGGUGGUCCAGACACAUACUUGGACAGCGAGGAUGAAGGGCUCAACUUGGUGCAUGUAGAGGAAGAGGUAAAUACUCCUGGUCACUUUGAGGAAUACGAAGAGGAUCCUUUGACGGAUGAAUAUGAACAUGAGCAUGAUGUGACAGAUGAAGAUGAAGCUAGAGGAGGAAUGAAUAAGGAGAGAUUUACACAUGAACAAUUUUUACAAGGUCCUAUUGAAGGGAUGACAUUUGGAAGUAAAGAUUCAAUGUCAAGGAAAGAAAAACAAAAGAAAUCGAGCAAAAGGAUUGAAUGUAAAGCUCGUGUUAAUGCUAUUAUGAUGGUUGAUGGAUCAUCAUGGCGUGUCACUAGGGUUGAAAGUGAGCAUAAUCAUGUUUUGGAUGCCAGACUAUCACGAUUUAUGCCUUCACACAGGGAAAUGAGCAGGAGGUUGAAGAGGCAGCUUGUUGCUCACGACAUUGCAGGUUUGAGACCUUCAAAGAGCAUAAGAGUCUUGGAAGUUGAAGCUGGUGGUCCUGAAAAUUUGGGAUGUACCCCCAAGGACUUGCAGAAUUACAUUUUGCGGGAGAGGAGGUUGAGAACCUUGUCCACCGUCGAAGCAAGCAAUAAACGGUUUUUUGACAUGCAGAUUAAGGAUAGGGAGUUUUUCUAUGCAGUAGACCACAAUAAUUCUGGCAGGCGACGUAACUGUGUAUGGUUUCAUACACAUUCUAAGUAUGCAUAUCUUGAAUUUUGUGAUAUGAUAUGUUUUGACACUACCUACCUUGUGAAUCAAUGGCACAUGCCGUUUGCUUCAUUCAUUCGUGUGAAUCAGCACCGGCAGUCCAUACUUCUUGGAUGUGCUUUGAUUACAAGCGAGGAUGCUAACACUAACAAAUAUGUCUUCUCUACUUGGCUUAGAGCCAUGAAUGGUGUAGCUCCAACCGCUAUUAUGACAGACCAAUGCGAGAGUAUUAAGGCAGCUAUUAGAGUAGUGAUGCCAAACGCAAUCCACAGGUAUUGUAUUUGGCACAUUUUCACAAAGUUGCCUUUCAGGCUAAAGCGAGUUCAUAAUGCUAAAAUCGCCAAGAGGGAAUUUAAAGCAGUAAUCUUUGAUAGCAUUACUAUUGAUGAAUUUUUUGGAAAAUGGGAGGCAUUUAUUCAAAAAUAUGAGUUACAAAACAGAAGAUGGUUCUCUAAUUUGUUUUUGGAAAGGGAGAAGUGGGUUCCUGUAUACCUAAAGCACUAUUUUUGGGCUGGUAUGCUGUCCACACAAAGGUGUGAGGGUAUGCAUGCUUUCUUUGAUGGCUAUAUCAGUGGUUCUAGCACACUAAAGCAGUUUGUUGAGGAAUACGAGAUAGCCUUGAGAGUAAAGUUUGAUAAAGAGUUAACUUCUGAAUAUAAUUCUAGGUAUACAGAAGCAAAAGUUUCCUCUGGAUUCAUGUGGGAGGAACAAAUACAAACUCAUUACACUCGUACAAUAUAUGAUCUUUUCAUGGACCAGUUAGCGAAAAAGUAUCACUGUGAAAUAAGCAAUCAUGAAGAUGCUGAAGUGGUGGAAGGUGUGGAGAAGUUCGACGUUGCAGAUUAUUCAAUUAAGAAUGAUUUUCAUGGCAAUGUAUUUGUGUUCUUGGUGGAAUACAGAACAAACGGUGAAUAUUUGGAAUGCAAUUGCAAACACUUUGAAUCUACUUAUAUUUUGUGUUGCCAUAUACUAGAAGUUAUGUCAAGAAAGAGGAUUGACAUAAUCCCUGAUAGGUAUAUAAUUAGAAGGUGGAGAAGAGAUGUCGUUCGUCCACACUUGAGGAAAUUCUUUCCUGGUAGCUACUUAACCAUGACUGAUGAGUUCAAAAGAUAUUAUAUGUUGAAGAAAUGGUUUGAUAGGGUCUGCGAUGUUGCAUUGGAUAGUGAAGUGAAAAUCAGAGACUUUAAAAAUGUAAUGAAAGCCAGAUUGACUGCCUAUUUAGAUUGGGAUGAUGAUAUGCUGGUGCCAGACGUUGGGGGAGAUGAUUCAUACGAUGAUAAUUUCACAUACAUAAGAAACACAAGAGAGACUCGUCCAUGUGGAAGGCCACCAAUUAACAGACGUAGAGGAGGACGUGAAAACGUCUUUAGGCAAGGGGAUGGACCAGGGUACAGGGCUAGAUGUGCACCUAAUGCCAAUGAAAAUAAUGAGAAUGGAGGUGAUCAUGAUAAUGCAGUUGAUAAUAAUGGUGGUACAUGUUAUACCCUAUUUUAA
Lycium ferocissimum is the source of this 2433-nucleotide messenger RNA. Its product is annotated as protein FAR1-RELATED SEQUENCE 6-like. Lineage: Eukaryota; Viridiplantae; Streptophyta; Magnoliopsida; Solanales; Solanaceae. Gene Ontology annotation, molecular function: zinc ion binding. The transcript has 2 exons. Bases 1 to 2433 code for a protein of 810 amino acids. The record is from RefSeq and is a predicted model, not a curated record. Gene Ontology annotation, biological process: regulation of DNA-templated transcription.